AUGGAUAUGGAAACGAAAAGUCCAGGAAGUCCCGGAUGCUCCGUUACACAAGUUGCGAUACCAUCUGAGCCUGCUCCGCCCUAUAUCAUCGAUCUCACUGGGGAGGAUGAGCCAUCCGAUGGCAUCCCCGCCUCAAAGCCUAAGAAUGACGGCCGAUUGAAACGCAAGUAUGGCCACGAGAACUGGUAUAGCGAACAUCUUUCAUUGUCCCAGGCUCGAAAGAGGUCAAGGGCAGAAAGGAAGCUCGAAGAGGAUGAGCUUCGGUUGAGAGCAAAGGAGAUAGUAUGGGAAAGGGGACAGGAAAGAAGCCAUCAGACGGCUUAUCGAGAUGGCCAUAAGUGGUCAUCUGAGGAGUUCUUGCAGGACCCAGAGUGCAUCAUCGAGAUGGAGGUCAUAGUGAAUAAUGGGAACAACCAAACGCUUUGGCUCUCUAAGACUGGACAAACAGACGGACAGGGUAUGGUGUGGGAAGGUGAUGACGCUCUCGGUAUCUACAAAGUCUCGUUGACAAGUAAGGAUAUUGAGUCUAUGGUAGGCACGGAUUAUGUGACAGUCAUUAAGAAGUACAAGUAUAUAGAGAGAGACAUCUAG
Messenger RNA from Fusarium mangiferae, 591 nucleotides. RefSeq lists its product as uncharacterized. The record is from RefSeq and is a predicted model, not a curated record. The transcript has a single exon. NCBI's taxonomy places the organism in Eukaryota, Fungi, Ascomycota, Sordariomycetes, Hypocreales, Nectriaceae. The coding region runs from base 1 to 591 and encodes 196 amino acids.